CACAGGACAGGAUUAGAUACAGCAGCUCGCCGGGCAGUAUCACAGGACAGGAUUAGAUACAGCAGCUCGCCGGCCAGUAUCACAGGACAGGAUUAGAUACAGCAGCUCGCCGGGCAGUAUCGCACAUGUCCGGCUUGGAUACCCGGCUGCAGGGUCCGCCCAGGCCUCUCUUCCUCCUCCCGCUUUCUGGGGGUCUCUGGCCGCCAUGUCUCAGGCUCCGGUGCAGUCGGGGGGCUCCGAGCUCCUUCACGGGGGCCCCUCGGCUCUCCCUGUAGCCCUCAGGAGCCUCAUCAACAGCGCGCAGUUCAGUGACGUCUCGUUCGUGGUGGGCCGGCAGCGGCAGGUGGUCCACGCCCAUCGAUGUAUCCUGACGUGCCGCUGUAAGGUCUUCCACACCAUGUUCAGCCGCCAGCCCCCCCAGGACGCUCCGGUCCCCUUCGUUUUGGCGGACGUGCAGCCCGAGGUCUUCCUGGCGGUCAUAGAGUUCAUCUACACCAACAGCGUGACCCUUGACCGCCUGAUCGCGCUGGAAGUUCUGACCGCUGCUGUGGAGUACGGGCUCACGGACCUGAGAAAGCUUUGCGUGGAUUUCAUCAGUCGGACGCUGACGGUGGACGUGGCCAGCGAAGCUUUACAGGCGGCCGUCACUUAUGGUCAGAGCGACUUGCGGCAGAAGUGCCUGGCGUUCAUAGAGCGCCAUACUGAGGAAGUGGUUAAGGCGCAGAGUUUCCGGGAGCUCUCCGACCUGGGAAUAGUCAGUAUUCUGCAGAGCGACCGGCUGGCGAUCGAUGAGGUUCCUCUUAUCCAGGCGGUCCGGGAGUGGGCGUACGUCAGCUCGGCGGUCCUGGAUGUGCCGGUGUCCGCGGUCGCUCAGGGCGCAGUGAGGGAGCUGCGCCUCCUCCUCCUGUCACCGGACGAGCUCGCCACUCUAGAGAGGGAAAACGCCAAAGACGACCUCAUCCCGGAGAUGCAGAUCGCGCAGGCCUGGAGAUUUCACGCCCUGAAGAAAGUCAGCGACUCCCACCCCCAUCAUUUCCAGCGGAGGAGAGGGACCCUCGUGAGGGAGCAUCACCGUUACCUGGACCCGCCCUCAAAGGGAUAGAGAGCGUCAGCUCUUGGGACCAAAGGAAGAAGAAAGUGACAGCCGGGCAAGGAAUGGGGUGUAGAGGGAGACCUCGCCCAGAACGGGGCAUCGGCCCGGAUAUAAUAGGAGUAACCCCCUGCUGUAAGCCCCACCACGCACCCUUUGUGGCCCAUCACCCGUUUUAGGGCGUUUCUUCUUCCUGACCAAUCAGAGAGCAGACACGAAGGUUACUCCGACCGUGGCAGCCUGAACAUGUGACUCGUGGCAGCCAAUCGCAUUCCUGCGGCUCUAAUGCAGGUAGGAGAUAAAAGCAGUGAUCUGAUUGGCUGUUAGGGCAGUUACUGCUCCCAUCAUCCACCAGUCCGCCGCCGCGUCUCUGGAGGUUCAUGACCCGUAGGAAACGGUUCGGCAGGAUUUCCCCUUUUUCGAUGCUUCAGUCUGAUUUUCCUGACCUUUGUACAGAUUUUCUGCCUCUGGAUGUGACUGUAAAUCUUCAAUUCACUGACAGCAAACAAUGAUCUGAAAAAUGAAGGAAUGGGAAACAAAUAUCAGCCAAAAGCAAAGCAGGCCUGCGGGCGUGCAAGAUGAACCCUGCCCCAGAGGGCCCCACCCCCACUAUAACAGUUACUGAUAAGAGCGUUUAUGAGGCGCCAGGUGCCUCUAUACAAGGUCAAACAUGAGAUGUGUUAUAGAGAGUCCCCCGCAGGUCACAGUCAGAACUGCAGCGCAAAUAGUUUAUAGAAUACUGAGCAAUGGCCCCGCAGGGAUCGAAAAGGUUAAUGAGCUCAGAGGUGACAGUUACAAUCCCUGGAGCCGGGUACAAAGAUCUGUGGGUGAAGAUGGGGAAUCCCUGGGUAGAGUCCCCCCUCCAUGUGUGGAACGUAAUGACUCAGCCCCAGCAGUCUCUAUGCCAAGGAACGGUCCAUAAUCUGUACUGAAGGGGGGGGGAGUGGGGGCGCCCUGUGAGCCAGAAACACUGUGCAUGUGCUGACACCUGCUGGACACAACGGAGAGGUGCAAGCACAGGGAGUCUGGAGGGUCAGUGCACCGAUCCAAUGUUAUUUACACCAUGUAUACU
Molecule: messenger RNA, 2162 nt
Organism: Bufo bufo (common toad)
Lineage: Eukaryota; Metazoa; Chordata; Amphibia; Anura; Bufonidae
Gene: BTBD19
Product: BTB domain containing 19
Exons: 8
Coding region: 206-1102 (298 amino acids)
Molecular function (GO): protein binding
Source: RefSeq, a predicted model, not a curated record